GCGCGCGCCUCCUAUCCAGCCGGCCGCCGCGCUCCGCCGCGCGGAGUAGAAUGAACUGUAACAAAACAAGCAGAGCCUUUGUAUCUGCUUAAAGGGGCCGCGGCCACUUCCCUCGCGUCCCCUCACCCCCGCCCCGCGCCGCCGCGUCUCCAGGGCUCCCGGCAACUAGCUUGGAAAGGGCUUCCCUCGCGCUGAGGAGCGGCCGGCCGGCGCGGAGCAGGCGCGGCGCGUGUGGAGAAAGCUGCGGAGCGGAGAGCGGGCCCGGGCGGCGUCGGAGUGGACUCUGGUCCCGGGAGCGCGAUCGGCGCCGGAACGCGGACCCGGAGGCACCGGAAUGCAAACAAAGCUCGCGGGCGCCUGUGCAGGGCUCUCAACGGAGCCCGGAAAGUUUGUUUUAUGAUGGCUUGAGAGCGCGAGAGAGUCGGGCGAGGAGGCUCGAGUAGCUCGCUCCCGCGCUCCGAGAGAUGCUUCUCCCGUGAGCCCGCCGCUCCGGGGGCUCGUGCUGUGGGGGCACCUGUCUCUCGUUUUAGCAGUUUUCUUUCUUUUCUUUUUCUUUAAUUUUAAUUUUUCUUUUGAGGAGGGGCUGUAACUCAUCAUGUCGAAAGUGAUCCAGAAGAAGAACCACUGGACUGGCCGCGUUCACGAAUGCACCGUGAAGCGGGGACCCCAGGGCGAGCUGGGGGUGACGGUGCUGGGGGGCGCGGAGCAUGGGGAGUUUCCGUACGUGGGGGCGGUGGCGGCGGCCGAGGCGGCGGGGCUUCCCGGCGGUGGCGAGGGACCGAAGCUGGCUGAAGGUGAGCUGCUGCUGGAGGUGCAGGGGGUCCGGGUGUCCGGCUUGCCCCGCUAUGACGUGCUGGGAGUCAUCGACAGCUGCAAGGAGGCCGUCACCUUCAAAGCCGUCAGACAAGGAGGAAGACUCAACAAGGACCUGCGACAUUUCCUCAACCAACGGUUCCAGAAGGGGUCUCCGGAUCAUGAACUCCAGCAGACCAUAAGGGACAACCUCUACCGCCAUGCCGUGCCUUGCACAACCCGGUCUCCCAGAGAAGGAGAAGUGCCUGGCGUCGAUUACAGCUUUCUGACCGUGAAGGAGUUCCUGGACCUCGAGCAGAGUGGGACCCUGUUGGAAGUCGGCACCUAUGAAGGAAACUAUUAUGGGACACCCAAACCUCCCAGCCAGCCAGUCAGUGGGAAAGUGAUCACGACGGAUGCCUUGCACAGCCUUCAGUCUGGCUCCAAGCAGUCGACCCCUAAGCGAACAAAAUCCUACAAUGAUAUGCAAAAUGCUGGCAUAGUCCACACGGAGAAUGAGGAAGAGGAGGAUGUUCCUGAAAUGAACAGUAGCUUCACAGCCGACUCUGGAGACCAGGACGAGCCCAUUCUCCAAGAAGCGACGCUCCCGCCUGUGAAUAGUAGCGCCCUUGCUGCUCCCAUCACGGACCCUUCUCAGAAGUUCCCUCAGUACCUACCUCUUUCUGCAGAGGAUAAUUUAGGUCCUCUACCUGAAAACUGGGAGAUGGCCUAUACUGAAAAUGGAGAAGUCUAUUUUAUAGACCACAACACGAAAACAACAUCAUGGUUAGACCCUCGGUGCCUGAACAAACAGCAGAAGCCUCUGGAAGAAUGUGAAGAUGAUGAAGGGGUACACACCGAGGAGCUGGACAGUGAACUAGAGCUGCCUGCUGGCUGGGAAAAGAUUGAAGACCCUGUCUACGGUGUCUACUAUGUAGACCACAUCAACAGGAAGACGCAAUAUGAAAACCCAGUCCUAGAAGCCAAAAGGAAGAGACAGCUUGAACAGCAGCAGCAGCAGCAGCAGCAGCACCAGCAGCAGCCGCAGCAGCCUCAGCCACCGCAGCCAGAAGAGUGGACAGAAGAUCAUGCAUCUGUUGUGCCUCCUGUUGCUCCUUCCCAUCCCCCGAGCAACCCGGAGCCAGCCAGGGAAGCUCCACUUCAGGGCAAACCUUUUUUUACAAGAAAUCCCUCUGAGCUGAAAGGCAAGUUCAUUCACACAAAGCUACGGAAAAGCAGUCGAGGCUUUGGCUUCACGGUGGUUGGAGGGGACGAACCUGAUGAGUUCCUGCAGAUCAAGAGCCUUGUCCUAGAUGGUCCUGCUGCACUGGAUGGCAAGAUGGAGACAGGAGAUGUAAUCGUCAGUGUGAAUGACACCUGUGUUUUGGGACACACACAUGCUCAAGUUGUGAAAAUUUUCCAGUCCAUUCCCAUUGGUGCCAGUGUGGACCUUGAACUCUGCAGAGGUUAUCCAUUGCCUUUUGACCCGGAUGACCCUAACACAAGUUUAGUGACCUCGGUGGCCAUUUUGGACAAAGAACCAAUAAUUGUAAAUGGACAAGAGACCUAUGAUUCACCAGCAAGCCACAGUAGUAAAACGGGCAAAGUCAGCACCAUGAAGGAUGCCAGGCCAAGCAGCCCCGCAGACGUGGCUUCCAACAGUUCUCAUGGGUAUCCCAACGACACAGUCUCCUUGGCUUCCUCCAUAGCCACCCAGCCAGAGCUAAUAACCGUUCACAUAGUCAAAGGGCCAAUGGGAUUUGGCUUUACGAUCGCAGAUAGUCCCGGUGGGGGUGGCCAAAGAGUGAAGCAGAUUGUUGACAGUCCGCGCUGCAGAGGCCUCAAAGAAGGGGAUCUGAUUGUGGAGGUGAAUAAGAGGAACGUGCAGGCCCUGACGCACAAUCAAGUCGUGGAUAUGCUGAUUGAGUGUCCAAAGGGAAGUGAGGUCACACUGUUGGUGCAGCGAGGAGGGCUACCAGUUCCCAAGAAGAGUCCAAAGUCGCAGCCACUGGAGAGGAAAGACAGCCAGAACAGCUCCCAGCACAGUGUGUCCAGCCUCCGGAGCCUGCACACAGCUUCCCUGAGCCACAGCGCACAGGUGCUCCCUGAGUACCCACCUGCAGACGUCCCUGCUCCAGAUCAGACCGACAGCUCUGGGCAGAAAAAGCCAGAUCCCUUUAAAAUCUGGGCCCAGUCGAGGAGCAUGUAUGAAAACCGACCUAUGUCACCUUCGCCUGCGUCAGGAUUGAGCAAGGGUGAAAGAGACAGAGAGAUCAAUUCCACGAAUUUUGGAGAAUGUCAGAUUCCAGAUUACCAGGAGCAGGACAUCUUCCUCUGGAGAAAAGAGACGGGAUUUGGAUUUAGGAUUCUGGGUGGAAAUGAGCCAGGGGAACCCAUUUAUAUCGGUCACAUCGUACCACUGGGUGCUGCUGACACAGACGGCCGCCUGAGGUCUGGAGAUGAAUUAAUCUGUGUGGAUGGGACACCAGUAAUUGGGAAAUCACACCAGCUCGUGGUCCAGCUUAUGCAACAAGCUGCCAAGCAAGGCCACGUCAAUCUCACAGUGAGGCGUAAAGUGGUGUUUGCCGUCCCCAAAGCAGAGAACGAGGUGCCCUCACCAGCCUCAUCGCACCACAGUAGCAACCAGCCGGCGUCCCUGACGGAAGAGAAGCGCACACCGCAGGGCAGCCAGAACUCGCUGAACACCGUGAGCUCAGGCAGCGGCAGCACCAGCGGCAUUGGCAGUGGUGGCGGCGGAGGCAGCGGCGUGGUGAGCGCUGUGCUGCAGCCAUAUGAUGUGGAGAUUCGGCGUGGGGAGAACGAGGGCUUUGGGUUUGUCAUCGUGUCCUCCGUGAGCAGGCCUGAAGCGGGCACCACCUUCGCAGGCAAUGCAUGUGUGGCUAUGCCUCACAAAAUAGGUCGGAUUAUUGAGGGGAGCCCUGCUGACCGCUGUGGCAAGCUGAAAGUAGGAGACCGGAUCUUGGCAGUAAAUGGAUGUUCCAUCACCAACAAAUCCCAUUCUGACAUUGUCAACCUAAUCAAAGAAGCAGGCAACACAGUGACUCUCCGCAUCAUCCCCGGGGAUGAGUCCUCCAAUGCCACACUGCUGACUAAUGCGGAGAAGAUCGCCACCAUCACCACCACCCAUGCCCCCUCACAACAGGGGACCCAGGAAGCAAGGACCACCACCAAACCAAAGCCGGAUUCUCAGUUUGAGUUCAAAGGCCCGCAGGCUGCACAGGAGCAAGAUUUUUACACUGUGGAAUUGGAAAGAGGAGCCAAGGGAUUUGGCUUUAGUCUUCGAGGAGGGCGAGAGUAUAACAUGGACCUUUAUGUUCUGCGCUUAGCAGAGGAUGGUCCUGCAGAAAGAUGCGGAAAGAUGAGGAUUGGCGAUGAAAUUCUAGAGAUCAAUGGUGAGACCACCAAAAACAUGAAACACUCUCGGGCCAUAGAACUGAUCAAGAAUGGCGGUCGCAGAGUCCGUCUGUUUCUGAGGCGGGGAGACGGCUCGGUCCCAGAAUAUGACCCCAGCAGCGACAGGAACGGCCCCUCCCCCGGUGCACAAGGUGUUCCGGAAGUGAGGCUGGGGCCACCGGACCACAGAUCACAUCCAGCCUUGGAGUCCAGUUACCCACCAGAUCUUCACAAAUCAUCACAACAUGCCGAAAAGCGAGCACACGCGAAGGAUCCAAAAGGCAACAGGGAGCACAGCAAACAGCCCAACGAACAUCACACCUGGAAUGGAACUUCUAGAAAACCCGACAGUGGGGCAUGCCGGCCCAAAGACCGGCCACCCGACACAUGGAGAGAGGCGCAGCCAGAACGGACAGCCACCAAUGGCCCAAAGAGGAGGUCUCCGGAGAAGCGCAGGGAAGGCACCCGCAGUGCUGACAACACUUUGGAAAGAAGGGAGAAGCAUGAGAAGAGAAGAGAGAUGUCUCCUGAGAGGAAGCGAGAGCGGUCACCCACCCGGAGAAAAGACAGCUCCCCGAGCCGCCGGCGGAGGUCCCUCGAAAGACUCCUGGAUCAAAGAAGGUCCCCAGAGCGCAGAAGAGGGGGCUCGCCCGAGAGGAGAGCAAAGUCCACCGACAGGAGGAGGGCCAGGUCCCCAGAGCGCAGGCGAGAGCGGUCACUGGACAAAAGGAACCGAGACGACAAAGUUGGCCACCGAGAAAGGGAAGAGGCUGGUCUGAAGCUGGAAGGCGGGAGAAGCCCCAGAAAUCCCCCAGAGCAGAGAAGGCGGCCUUACAAAGAAUGUAGCACCGACCUCAGCAUCUGAGACUCAGAGCGUUGCAACCUUUACCGUGUCAAAGGUUCUAAGAGGAAGGUCGCAAAAUGAAAUAAUUUAGUUUCUUACCUGAGGAAGCAUUGACACCUGGUAGUCCUAAGAAUAGUAACAGACAUUUUAUGCAUCUGAAAUCUUAUAAGGAAAAAAAUAUAUAUGAAAAGUCUUGUGCCUGAUGUAUAAUAUUAAAGAAAGUAUUUUUAAAUGCAUACUUUUUUUUUUUUUUGAAAAUUAUUUGCCAAAAUACUGGCCCAAAGGGAUAUAUACAUUUUGUUUCUUCACAAGCUAUAGAGUUGUUCCUUCUUUGGGGCAAACUCUUUCUUUCCUAAAUAAACGGGGCUGUUGGUCAUGUCCUAUAAGUAAAUGCAGUUAAAUUUAACUCAGUAUAAACUGUUUUGAAGUGACAUAGUGCUGUACUGUAAGCCCCUGUUUUUCUGAAAAGCAGAACACAGAAACAUACAGACUGAGAAUCUUUUAGGAUGGAUUAGGGUGGCCAUUGAGCCUAAAAUUCAGCCAACUAUGGGACAAGAAUACUACUGCAAAUGAAGGAUAUUUAUGACUACAGUGCACGGCACUAGGAAACCUUAUGAUCUUGAGGUAUAAUUGGUAUAGUCAAAGAACGGUUUGUGCUCUCCCUGGCCCAGAAAGGUGCAGAAACAAGAAGGUUGGCUGCCAUUAACCAAACCCAGCCUUAGCUGAGACGAUCAGGUUCACCAGGUUCCACCACAGAAUACAUCUCACCUGCAGCGGCGCCCAUUGCAAAGUGUCAGCCUCUGAGCCGAGCAGACAAGCUCCUUCUGGGUUGUCUGGUCCAGUUUGAAGCUGAGUAGAUGGAAUGUAGGACCCGUACCUCUGGGAUGAGGGAGAUGUAAAUGUCUCCCACAUGCAAAGGGUACCCUCCCCCCACUAUUUAGCAUAAGCCCCUGCUUGCCCUCUGCCCAGUGGGAGCAGAGGAGUGAACUUUGGUGGUGGAAACCUGUCACGAUAUUUUAAAAGUAUUGGGGCUGCAUAUUCCCGGAAUAGUUGAUCACACACUUUGAAACCAUAAUCCAAGUCCUAAGGAUUGAUUGAAAGGGAAGGAAGAACAUGAUGACGCCGGUGGGUCUUGAUCUGUCUGCUGGGAAAUGACCCUAUCCCUUGUGUUUGGGGACAGCGAAGGAAAAUGUAAUGGUUUUUCUUGCUAAAAUAGACCCAUUUUCUGAACCUCAGAAGGUGUGGUUGGGUCAGCUGUAGCCCUGAGAUGUGGUUUAAAUGGAUUACUGCCUAGCUGAGCCAAAGCGUUUGCUUGUACCUGUUGGACCACUGCAGCAAACCCUGCUGACAGAGCAUUUGUAUUUCUGUAGUACUGUUUUGCAUUUUCCAUUCAGACACAGAACUGUGCAAGUCAAUCACUGUUGAUUCCCGUGGUACUGUAAUAAGGGAGGGGCAAAAAAAAGAAAAAAAAUAGAAAAGAAAACCAGCCAAUCAUUGUACGUAGAGUUUAAAAUUGUAAUUAAUAGAGCCUCUUUGGAAGAAAAAAAAUAAAACAACUGUUGCCUUUUUUUGUAUAAAAGAGAAUUUAUGACAGAAGUCUAGCUGUGAGGAAUGUGAUAUGUGUCUAUAUUUCUGAAUAUGAACAGAUUGAUUCUUGGGGAUAUACUUUAAUGUAAAUCAGGUAUGUGAAGUUGUUUUAAAGUGGGACAUUCUAUAAGUAAUCGUCACAGCUUUCAUUUGUUAGGGCUGUUGUUUCUCCGUGGAGAGACUGCUCAUGAAUAAUCAGGCAUUCAUUUGCACUCUCUGUUCGCUUAUUUCUUGCCUCACGCUCCCUCUGUGUUGAUGAAAAGCAAUGUGUGGGCCAUUCCUUUUAUAAAACACUAUGCACAUAUAAAUGUUACAUUGUUCAUAGCUUUAUUUGACUUAGGGUUUAUAUAUAACAUUACACUGAGUAGUUAUAGAGUGGACAUUUCUCCAAGUUCUUUCCUUGAAUCAAACACAAUAUACAUGCUAUAGCUACAGGGGCAGGAGGUCUGUGACUGCUACUUGUGUUAUUGGAGUGCUCCCUACAGAUCAUACAUGGAUGAUUGCAUUAAUGCGGAGGAAGACUCUGACUGAGUCCGAAAGCCAGCUUGGAGGUGUUGCUCUGGAGCCUCUGUGACUAGGGUUUGCCUCACUAGUUCUGGCACAGCCUAUGAUGUUAACUGAUGGAUUCAUUCUCUUGAUCAUGGUCUAUGGGUUUAAACAAAAAAAAAAAAAAAGGUUGAUUUUUGGAGUGGGUCCUGAAGUUAGCAUCAUGAUAUCUGUCUCAGUUUAAAAAAUGGUAUAGGGCAUUUAAAGUCAGUGCUACCCAAGUGAGCCUGGCUCAGUAUCUGAGGACUUUUGCUAUGACAAGUUCACCUUAAAUUCAGUACAUCAGAUUUGGUUUGCACUGUAUGGGAAACUGCGUGUGGUAAGCGGAAAUCUAGAAAUCUCUUUAAUCUACUGUAGACUAUAUUGGAAACUGAUUCUUGUGAGCCUUCUUCCCCAACCUUUCACUUACCAUAAGAGUGCUGAUGAGGGUUGAGUAUUUUGUAUGGUUAAAUCAAACAAUUUAAGAUUCCCCAGCCCCCAUGACACAACCAAUGCCUGAAAGAAUGUUUGGGGGGUAGGGGGAGUCAAUAGCGUACUUGGAUUUUUUAAGUUUCUUUUGUGAAAGAUUUUUUAAUGCAUUUUUACUGUAAAAAUACAUGGAAGUGUAUGCAUUCCAUUACCACUGUU
This is a messenger RNA of Rattus rattus (black rat), 7810 nucleotides long. RefSeq names its product membrane associated guanylate kinase, WW and PDZ domain containing 1 (gene Magi1). NCBI's taxonomy places the organism in Eukaryota, Metazoa, Chordata, Mammalia, Rodentia, Muridae. Gene Ontology annotation, cellular component: cytoplasm. The record is from RefSeq and is a predicted model, not a curated record. The transcript is spliced from 24 exons. The coding region runs from base 596 to 5071 and encodes 1491 amino acids. Gene Ontology annotation, biological process: signal transduction. Gene Ontology annotation, molecular function: protein binding.